Messenger RNA from Geodia barretti, 783 nucleotides. NCBI's taxonomy places the organism in Eukaryota, Metazoa, Porifera, Demospongiae, Tetractinellida, Geodiidae. The record is from the annotation of a GenBank genome assembly.
AACUUGGGCAGUUCAUUCGGAGACGUGAUAUGGACGGAUGAGACCUCAGUACAAUUGGAAUCGCAUCGCCGCUUUCAUUGCUAUAAGAAGGGCCAAAAACCCCGGUAUAAACCCCGUCCAAAACACCCCGUCAAAGUACACGUUUGGGCUGGAAUAAGUCGGAGGGGGGCAACUGGUGUUUGUAUAUUUGAAGGGAUCAUGACGGCUUCCGUUUACAUAAAGAUUCUUGAGGAGUUCCUUGUUCCUUUUAUCCGGGAUGUUUACCCAUCGGGUCAUGAAUUCAUGCAAGAUAACGACCCAAAACACACUUCUCGCCAAGCAAAGGAGUUUUUUUCUCAGCAUUCAAUUAACUGGUGGCGAACCCCUCCUGAGAGCCCUGAUGCAAAUCCAAUAGAGAAUUUAUGGCAUGAGCUAAAGGAAUACAUUCGGAGGGUUACCAAGCCCAAGAGGAAGGAGGAGCUGGUUAGUGGAAUUCUACGUUUCUGGUCCACUGUGACACCGUCCAAGUGCCAGAAGUAUAUUUCACACUUAGAUAAGGUUAUCCCUGAAAUGAUAAGAGUGAAUGGAGAAGCAACGGGGUUUUAACAUCUUACAAGUAUAACAUUUCCACCCCAGUCUACCAUUUUUGUUAAGUGUGGCUAUUAUUGGAUGUACACCUACGUAUAUAGCUGUAUCUAUAGUGAGUGUUGUCAUGUUGUUGGAUGUCCACAUUGUCUCGCAUUCUACUAUAUAUAGCGACUGUUGUGUUAUUGGACGUCCACUCUACUGUAUGCUCAUUGUUUA